AUGGAACUUCAAGCAACAAGGUCAAGGACAAAGGCUGUGAUGGUUUCACAUGAACUUGGGAGUCAGAAUAAGCAUGAAAGGCAGACGAGUUGUUCUACUAGUUUCAGGGAGAGAUUCCUGGAUUCUUUAAAUGCAGGGAAUGAAGGAUUUAAGAAAAGUGAAUACAUCACUCAGGCCAUUGAGAAGGCUUUGGUAGGACGUCAUCAACCUGAGGAAGAAGAGAACCCUCAAGUUUUGUUCUACAAGAAUUUGUGGCUUGAGGCUGAAGCAGCUCUUUGUUCCAUGAAGUAUAAAGCUUGUGUUUUGGGUAUGAAAACUGAGAUGGAAAAGAUAAAGAUGGCAAUGAGAUAA
Molecule: messenger RNA, 351 nt
Organism: Dovyalis caffra
Lineage: Eukaryota; Viridiplantae; Streptophyta; Magnoliopsida; Malpighiales; Salicaceae
Source: the annotation of a GenBank genome assembly